This is a messenger RNA of Lodderomyces theae, 2829 nucleotides long. RefSeq names its product Ngs1p (gene NGS1). Gene Ontology annotation, molecular function: hydrolase activity, hydrolyzing O-glycosyl compounds. Lineage: Eukaryota; Fungi; Ascomycota; Pichiomycetes; Serinales; Debaryomycetaceae. Gene Ontology annotation, biological process: carbohydrate metabolic process; peptidoglycan turnover. The transcript has a single exon. The record is from RefSeq and is a predicted model, not a curated record. The coding region runs from base 1 to 2829 and encodes 942 amino acids.
AUGGAGGACAAAGCUGGAGAGCUACUAUGUGGAGGGUUUCAAGGUACCAAAGUCACAUCACAAGCCUACAAAUUAAUUGUCGAUCACAAAAUAUCAUCCAUGAUCUUGUCAAGGAAAAACGCCGUAAACGUAGAACAAAUGUCCAAGUUGAUCAAAGACCUACAAUACAUUGCAUACACGCAGGGGGGAUACAAGUACCCGAUCAUGUUUGCUAUUGAUCAGGAAGGUGGAAUAAUGAACUCCUUGUUUGAUCCCGACUUCAUCACCCAAUACCCCAGCGCAAUGGCCCUAGCAGCGACAGGUGACCCCAAAUUGGUUUACGAAAUUUCGAAAGCCAUAGCGAUAGAGCUUAAAAUGAUUGGGUUUAGUAUCAUAUUGGGGCCCGUAUUGGAUGUAGUGACAAAAUUAUCGCACCAACUAGUUGGAGUGAGGAGUUUCGGCACUACUAUUGAAGAUGUGCAAAAAUAUGGACUGAUGUGCGCCAGAGGGUUGCGAGAUGGAGGAUUGUUUACAGUGGGUAAACACUUUCCAGGGAUAGGGAAUGCAACCGUUGAUUCUUUACUUGAAUUGCCUAUGAUGGGCGACACCCUAAGUCAGAUUCGGCAGAAUAAUGCUGCACCAUUUGCAAACUUGAUCCAAGCUGGUUUGUUGAAUGGAGUGAGUGUAGCAGGCUGUGGAGUCCCCAAUAUCAGCCCCGACGAGACACAUGCGUGCUUAUCGCCGGUCAUCAUCAAUCAACUAUUGCGACUGGAGAUGGGGUUUGAUGGUGUUGUAAUCAGUGAAUGUUUGGAAAUGGAGGCAUUGUACCAUUCGAUAGGCUUGGGGCAAGGAGUGAUAUUAGCCAUCAAUGCAGGAUGUGACUUGGUUAUGGUAUGUCAUGACUUGAAACUACAGAACGAAGCCAUAGAGUCAAUUAAAAAGGGGAUUUUGAAUGGAAACUUGGAUGAGGAUACAAUCAUUUCAAGCUUUGCCAGGAUAGAGACUUUACAAAAGCAGCUACCUUUGUGGAAAGAAAUAUUUCCCGAGGGAAUAACGUCUGCCCAAGAAAGUCCAGUCUUGUUCAAGUACAAGUAUCCGGAUUCCUGGAAGCGACAUCAAGAAUUAGCGUCAUUGGCGUAUCAAAAAUCAAUCACCUUGGUUCGAGACUAUGGUGGAUUAUUACCGUUAUCAAAACGUUUCGACCAAGUUUCUGCAACCGAAUCAAUCUUAGUAUUGAGCCCUUUGUUGAGUCCAGUUUCACCAAAACCAUCACAAGCAGAAACUCUAUUCACGGGGGAAGAAGUUUUCCAAAGCUUUGGUAAAUUUUUGUCGCAGCAUCCCGUAAACAGAAACAAAAAUUAUGUUGUGCUACAUACCACAUAUACGGCGAACGGAUUAACGCCACUUCAUGAAUCAUUGAUUGAAAAGGCAAACAUUGUUAUUGUGUUUACCAGUGAAGCUUCUAGAAACAUGUACCAGAUAGGGAUUGUGAAAUAUGUUUCAAUUCUCUGCGGAGCCAACCCAUCGUCAUUUGGAGCGAAGCGGUCAAGGACAGUCAAUUCAUUGCAAAAGCCGUUGAUCGUGGUUGCCACACUGUCUCCAUACGAUUUCUUUUACGACAAGUUGAUGGGGAGUGUCUAUAUUUGUUGUUAUGACUAUACAAAGCAAGCUUUGGAGAAUGUUGCCGCGUUACUCAUGGGUGACUUUGAACCACAAGGAUGUAUACCAGGCGAGCAACAGCAUUCAAGAAAAAGAAGGCAUAGUCUUGAAGAGAUUAACUGCAAACAAAUCAAAAGAAAAUGGUUGGUCGAUGAGUUUGAUAUGGCAAGAGAUCUUGCAGGUCUAAUCAAAUUGUGGAAAGACGUCGAUGUUGAGGAGGCUGAUUCUAUUGACAUGCGAGACCAGCAAUAUUGUAAACGUUUAGGAGGGCUCUUGGCCACUUCCAACCAAAAACAUUUCGUUGUGCGGAAUUCAUCAUUGAACAUUCUCUAUGGAGUCGUGUUGACAUGGUGCGAGGGGGCUAUAGGACACGUACUUUACAUUGUUGUGGAGAAAUCGAAGCGAUUGCACAGCAUUGGAAAAAACUUGAGUGCUAGGGCCGAGCGAUACUUGACCAAGGAGAAGAAUUGUAGCGAAAUCAGGUUGGGCUCGGCUUUCCCUCUCAUUAUGUUCCCUGGAAACAUCACUAGUGGAAGCAGCAUCUUUUUAAAACGGCUCGGAUGGGAGACCGACAGAUCUCAAAGGAAAUGGAUUUUGGAGUUGAAUGACUUGAAUGGGUGGCUGGUGCCCGAACGCAUAUUGAAGGAGUUGAUGAUUGUGGGAGUGAGAUUUGACGUGUGCACGGGGCAAUCUCAAUUGGAAAAAUUGGUGCAAAGAGGAGACCUUCCACCAGAAUAUAAAGCGUAUUACAGAGAGGCAAGUAAGAGCAUCUCCUCAAGACUGGUUUACGAGGCGAAAAUAAUCAUUGCAUUGGAACCAAGCUCGCAGAAUGUGAUAGGAAGCAUAAUUCUCUUUACAAACAAGUCUGAGUUCUCCAAGUAUUUCCCCUUCAUUGACCAAUGCAUUGAUCACGAAGGACAAAAUGGGGGCGCCAGUGUGGUGCCAAUGAUAGGAGGGGUUAUUGCCCCCGUAAUUGACCAGCUGUAUGCCAAUUUGGUCGACAUUUUCAAGUACGGCUUGAUCUGCAGCGCAAUUACAAAGUUAAAGAACUCCGCAACCGACGACGAGUUACUAAAUCAAUGCAUAAUGUGCGACGUCGUUGACGAGGAAAAGACACUAACAAGUAUGCACGAUAUUGGGUUCGAGAAAUGGAGGUACUAUUACGAUUUUUAUGAUAGGAGGGCGUGCUAG